GGGCGAUAUUGUCACUUCUCAAUGUCCAGUUCCUCGCGAGCCAUCGUCACAGUCCUGCCAGUGGUUCGCCAAAUUCUUCCACACGAUCCUUGCCAGUCCUCCUAUUAUCUCUUUGGCUUCUUAUCUUCAUUUACCGCUGAUUCUUCCACGCUUGCAGCCGACAAUGCUCCCGCAGGGUUCAUCAUUCCUUCAACAGCCCUCCCACGCCAUUGGCAAAAAGCGGUCUCACGAGGAGGCUGCAUAUAACCUCGAGCCGGAUGUGUCAAGCUGCACUUCCCAAAAUGGUUGGACGAAUGGUGAGGGAAUCUUGCUCGUUAGACCAUGUGCGGUUUCUAUUCUUGAAGCAGAUAGCCCUUCAGGUAUUGAGCUUGACGACGUGAUCACUGAACAGAAAGGGAAUGGAUUGCCAAAUGGUCGACAACUAAGGAAUCAUAAAUCUCAGAGGCUUCUUAAUGGGAGCGACCACGCAUCAUCUAGCAAAACGACGUCGACGAUGGCAUCGACAACCGCGAAUAUUCCAGAAAGCAGUAUUGAUGACGACGUAGUCAUUGACCAAUUCACACUUCACCUUGGAAUUGGUUGGAAACAAAUCAAGGAUGGUGACCAAAUCCAAGCUGCUGCUAGGGGGUGGGCACGGUUUAUUGAGAAUAAUUUCCCUCUCACUAACGUUAAUGUCCUACUUGAAAGCAAGGGCCUGCAGUCAUAUCUGGUCGAGUCCGCUGAGGGCUUCUAUCUCUUCACAGAAAACUUGCGUCAAGGACAGCUAGUUAGUAGGCAUGCUGCGGGGGCAAUACAGAAUUUACAAACUAACCCACCAACGUUUGAUACAAAAGAUAUAUUAACAAUUUAAGUGUAAAGAUAAAAUAUUAAAAAAAAAUAUAAAAUAAUAUAUAUUAUAAAAUAUUCUAUAUUUAAAGUAUUUAUUUAAAGAAACUAUAUAUAAUAUUAACUAAAUUAUAUUAAGUAAAUAGUAUAUAUAUAUAAUAAUAAUAAUAAAAGUUUAAAAUUU
Messenger RNA from Trichoderma virens Gv29-8, 1009 nucleotides. RefSeq lists its product as uncharacterized. Bases 164 to 850 code for a protein of 228 amino acids. The record is from RefSeq and is a predicted model, not a curated record. The transcript has a single exon. NCBI's taxonomy places the organism in Eukaryota, Fungi, Ascomycota, Sordariomycetes, Hypocreales, Hypocreaceae.